Molecule: messenger RNA, 1712 nt
Organism: Panicum virgatum (switchgrass)
Lineage: Eukaryota; Viridiplantae; Streptophyta; Magnoliopsida; Poales; Poaceae
Product: dihydroceramide fatty acyl 2-hydroxylase FAH1-like
Exons: 8
Coding region: 570-1283 (237 amino acids)
Biological process (GO): fatty acid metabolic process; lipid biosynthetic process
Cellular component (GO): endoplasmic reticulum; membrane
Molecular function (GO): iron ion binding; fatty acid 2-hydroxylase activity
Source: RefSeq, a predicted model, not a curated record
GGUAGUUGAUAUAGGCGGCGUUCGGCUGCCUUCGGCUGGAAGCAGCGGCUCGCAGCUGGGCGGCUGCUAGCUGCUUGUGGCUGGAAACCAGCCGCAACCAGGCGCAAGGAGGCCAGCCGAACACGGUUAUAGAGUAAAGAUAUAGAGGAUGAAUGAGCGCGGUGAAACUGGGUAUAGAAGAGAGAAUCUCGAUGACUAAACAGAAAUAUUUAUUUUAGAGGAUGAAUUUAGAGUACUACAAGUGCGGAUAUGCUAAGGCAAGGGGUGAUCUAUAAAAAAAAUACAACAGUGGACUCGGUGUGGUGGCCGUCGCCGUCGCGAAUACAAAAGACGGGGCCUUUGUCCUUCCCCAUCUCCCCGUUCCUUGCCCACCUCCGAGCUCCCAAGCCGAAGCAGGGGCAGCAGCGGCGGCGAGCAGGAGGCGAGGCAGUGGAGUCUCUUUCUCUUGCGCGCUCCCCGUGCCGGAAGCACGCGUCAGCCCUCUUCAUCUCACCUGCGGGAAACGCCGGCGCCGGAGCCGGAGCCGUCGGCAUUCUACUUCAUUGCGCUGCCAUCAUUGUCUGAAGAAAAUGGUAGCGGCAGCCUUUACAGUGGAUUUAGACAAGCCUCUUGUAUUCCAGGUUGGCCAUCUAGAGGAGCAGUAUCAGGAAUGGGUUCACCAGCCGGUUGUUAGCAAGGAAGGGCCACGAUUUUUUGAAAAUGGUGUAUUGGAGUUCUUGACACGCACGAAAUGGUGGGCAGUUCCUCUUAUCUGGUUGCCUGUCGUCUGUUGGUGCCUGAGUACUUCUAUCCAGAUGGGCCGUACAAUUACAGAAAUAGCUAUGAUGGUUGUGUUUGGAAUAUUUCUGUGGACACUGAUCGAAUAUGUGUUGCACCGAUUCUUGUUCCACAUAAAAACUAAAAGUUACUGGGCAAACACAACACAUUAUCUUCUUCACGGUUGCCAUCACAAGCAUCCUAUGGAUGGACUUCGACUUGUCUUUCCACCAGCAGCAGCAGCUAUUUUGUGCUUUCCGUUCUGGAACCUGAUCAAGCUAUUUUCAACUCCGUCCACCACUCCUGGCUUGUUUGGAGGUGGCCUGUUGGGUUAUGUGAUCUAUGAUUGCACACACUACUACUUGCAUCAUGGUCAGCCAUCAUCAGAUCCUGCAAAAUAUCUCAAGAAAUACCAUCUGAACCAUCACUUUAGAAUUCAAACCAAGGGCUUUGGAAUAACUUCCACCCUGUGGGAUCAUGUAUUUGGCACAUUGCCUUCAACAAAAGCUGCUGUCAAGAGCACUUGAUUUCAACUGAAUCUUCUGCCUUGCGAAGCCCAAUACUGAGAUUUUCAUUGAUCAGUGGUGGAUCUAUUGGAUGAGUUACUAAUAAUCAGUUUCUGAAUCUUCUCUUCCUACCAACUGCGGAUCUAAUCACCAGUUGCAGGCUCGCAGACAUCACUGAAAUUUUUCUCUGGUGCUUGCUCCCUCCAAGAACAAUUUCAUUUCAAGUUCAGGUCAUUAGUGAUCAUUCAGAUUGUCUGUAAUGUCUAUUGUUAGAGUACCAUGUAUGUACAGAGUUUUCUAGUAUAGCCCCUGCAAGUGCUUUUGGUAGCCACAGAUAUAUAUCUACAUAAUUUUGAGACAAGUAAUUUCUUAACAGAUUGAACUUUUCAUAGUGCAACAAACUUGAGUUUUGUCUGUGCAAUGAACUUGAGUUCUGUGCUUUGCACUCUA